AUGUCGUAUACCGACCCCGACGCUACGCUGGCGCGAGCGCACGUGCGGGUAUCUCUGUUCGCCAUCCUAUCCGACCCCGCUCUCCGAAAAAAAUGGAUUGUUGCUAUAAAACGUGACGAAGGCAAGCACUUCUCCAUUACGAAGUACACUAAGAUUUGCUCAGGACACUUUCGAGAGGGUGACUACAUUCCGAACGUCGCUAGUAAACGUCGCUACCUCAGACAGGAAGCAGUGCCGAGCAUCUUCGCUUUCAACGUCGCGAAAAGGCCGCCCAGAAAGAAACCACGAGUACGACAGGCGCCGCCGUCAACGCCGAAGUUUUUCGCCGCUGAUGCCGGAGUGACGAAUGACGCAAUCGCCGAUCCGAGCAGUCAAGACACGGUGAGCGAACCCGCUAGUGAAGAGGCAAACUACGCAUUCGCCGAUCUGACCGGUGGACACGCGGCACCUGGGGCGUCGAGCCAGAAGAAUGCAACCGGCGAAAUUGUCACUGUCAACGCUAUGGGCGACAAACGCGGGAGUUCAGACAGCCAGAAAUCCGGAGGUGGGGGCGGCGAAGACGACGACAAUAAGCCUCAAAAAUACUUGCCGCCUUCGGAGGGGGGCGCUCCGUCCGGCAAAGCUACCGCCGAAGCCAGCACGACAAGUUCAAGUCAGAAACUGUCUACCCUAACGACCGUAAGCAAAACAACGACAAUGACAAGCGAACAAACCGUCAAAGCACCGACAACUAAACCAUCCCCCCCAAAACCGGGAACAACAAAAGAACCGAUCAAGACAGCAGAGCCACCAACGACAAGGAAACCAACGACCACUACCACGACGACCACUACAACGACGACCACCACAACGACGACCACUACAACGCCAAAACCGACCUGGAAAACCGGAAAGCCCAGGCCACCGGGUAUAACACCUCCUGCCAGAAAGCCGGGCAAGCUGUUCUGCACUCUCGGUCCAGCCCACGCGAUACAAGACUUCCCGCGCGAUGGCCAGUGUGAUUAUCUAUUCUACGACUCGCUCCGAGCCAAAAAUAAGAAGCUGGAAAGCAACGCCGAUGCCCUGAAGGUAUUCUCUAAAGGCUCUCAGGGUCUGAAGAAGACAGAGACAGGAGUGGCUCUGACUUGGAGGGACGCCGAUGAAGCUCUGGCCGCUCUGAAGGAGAAAGAGGGCAAGGACGCAGUGAAAGAAUGGAUUGCCUUGAAGAUACUCCACUACGGCAUAUUGGACGUUGUAGCUGACGCCAGAUUCACGAUUGACGACGUGAACAAAUUAAUCCAGCUUCUUAGGGAGGUGCAUACUGCCCGAAAGGGAUCUACACAGGAAGGCAAAGUACACCGUAUCGUUCUGGGUAUGGCGUUCAUCGUGCCGAACCUUGAAGCAUAUGACCGCCUUGAAGACCAGAUACUGUAA
Messenger RNA from Ixodes scapularis (black-legged tick), 1413 nucleotides. RefSeq names its product probable serine/threonine-protein kinase dyrk2. The coding region runs from base 1 to 1413 and encodes 470 amino acids. The record is from RefSeq and is a predicted model, not a curated record. Lineage: Eukaryota; Metazoa; Arthropoda; Arachnida; Ixodida; Ixodidae. The transcript is spliced from 6 exons.